Drosophila ficusphila is the source of this 3862-nucleotide messenger RNA. RefSeq names its product longitudinals lacking protein, isoforms J/P/Q/S/Z. The record is from RefSeq and is a predicted model, not a curated record. Bases 434 to 2677 code for a protein of 747 amino acids. Gene Ontology annotation, biological process: regulation of transcription by RNA polymerase II. Gene Ontology annotation, molecular function: DNA binding; protein binding. Lineage: Eukaryota; Metazoa; Arthropoda; Insecta; Diptera; Drosophilidae. Gene Ontology annotation, cellular component: nucleus. The transcript has 6 exons.
UUUUUCUUCUAUCCGACUUGGCCACACUCUUCCGGCCUGCCAACUCUCUUUCCGCCGUGUUGCCAUAUAGUCACAAAAAUCUUUCGCAUAAAGAAGUAAAACAGACUCGCGAUGCGUGCGGCCUAGAAGUCGUCACCCCCCUGAAACCGAAAACCCCGACCCCCCACUCACACACACAAACACACACGCAUCUGCAAGCUGCGACGAAUGUUCAUAAAUUUUAAUUAAUUUCGAAAGAGGCGAAAACAAAAAGGCGAACAAAACACCGGAAAAAUUAAUAAUAAAAACCACUAGAGCGGCGAGCGGGAGGCGAUAAAAAGUGUUAUCAGUGCGAGUUAAUUGGCCGCAAACAGGGUGAGGAGGAGGGGGAGGAGCAGGAGGUGGCUCCGGAUCCGGAGAUUGAGGACUAAAGCUCCAAAUCCGGAUCACCACCAUGUCCGUGCAGCAGUUCUGCCUGCGGUGGAACAACCACCAACCGAAUUUCAUCUCGGUGUGCUCCUCGCUGCUGCACAAUGGCACCCUGGUGGACGUCACUCUGGCUGCCGAAGGACGUCAGUUGCAGGCCCACAAAAUAGUGCUCUCCGCCUGCAGUUCGUACUUCCAGGCUCUGUUCACCACAAAUCCGUGCCAACAUCCCAUCGUCAUCCUGAAGGAUGUGCAGUACGAUGACCUCAAGACCAUGGUGGACUUCAUGUACUACGGCGAGGUUAAUGUCUCGCAAGAGCAGCUUCCGCACAUCCUUAAGACCGCCGAGAUGCUCAAGAUCAAGGGCUUGGCGGAGAUGCCCACGGAUCCGGCCAAUCUCACCAAGUCGGACAGCAAGUCCUCCACGGACGGCACCGAGCUAGUGGGUGGCACCGGAGUGGGCUCUGGAGCGGGCACCUCGGCCGGAAGCCUGGGGGGCGCCAGCGGCGGCAGCGUGGGCGACUCCCUGUGGAGCAGCAGCGAGGCCCAGCAGUUCCAGGCGCAGCAGCAGCAACAGCAGGCCCAGCAGCAGGCGCAGCAGCAGCACCACCACCACCAGCAACAACAGCAGCUGCAGCAGCAACAGCAGCAGGCGCAGCAGCAGCAACAGGCGCAGCAGCAGCACCACCACCACCACCAUCAGCAGCAGCAGGGCGGGCAGGCGCAGGCGGCGCAGACGCAUCACCACCAGAUGCGACGUACGCCGUCGCCGUUGAGCGCCGGCACCUCGCCAGCCACCAGACGCAAGCGGUUGCGCAAAUCAUCGAAUAACGGCUCUGGUGAACGCAACAACGUUGAGGAGCAGCACAACAGCUCCCUGGACGCGGGCAGUGGUGCCGGCAACGCCGGUCUCAGUCUCGCCCAGAUGAGCCAGAUGUCCUUCGGAGCGGCUGGCGGUCUAGCCGCUCACUCGCUGCACGCGGCCAAGCUGUUGAAGGAAUCUGUCAGCGCCGAGCUGGACCAGCAGCCGCAGGACUCGGAUUUGGACGACGGACACGGACACUUACACAUGCAAAUUGUAAUGAAAUUGAAGCCCGAAGUGGACAUUGGCGGCGUGAACCCAACGAUGCCCCUGGACAUCUCCGGCGGCACCACGCCCUCGGAACACGAUGCGCCGAACUCUCAGUCCUCGCACUCGGGUCUGCAAUGGACAGUUGUCGAUUCGAACUAUCCACGCUUCUCCCUGCCCGCCUGCCAGUCCAACUUGCUGGGCAACGGCGGGGGCAGUGGUGGCGGGGCUGGCAGCCAGAGCAGCGGUGCGAAUAGCGCCGGCGGCGGUGUCGGUGGCGAUCAGCGACAGCAGCACGAGGCCCAGCAGCAGGCCACUCAGCAGCAGCAUCUGCAGCAGUUGCACUACCAGCAGCAGGAGCAGGCCGCCGCCUCCGGCCAGGCCUACUCGUCGCAGAUCAUCACCGUAAACAACCUGGUCGGCAGCUACGCGACGGCCGCGCAGAACCUCUCGCCCACCUCUCCGAACGAAUCGAACAUGGUGCAGUCGGUCUACAGCCAAGGGCCCACGCCCACCCAGUCGCCUGUGCACGCGGGAGUGGCCGGAGCAAGUGCCGCCGGCGGAGGAGCGGCCAACACGGCGGCCGGCAAUGGGGCAGGAGCCACUGGCGCAGCCAGCCAGGUGGUGAAGCGCAAGCGGUCGGUAAACCCGCAGGGCGAUGAGAACUUCAUCCGCGCCCUGGAGGCAGUGCGCACGGGUGGCAUCGGAUUCUGCAAGGCCGCCCGGCUGUACGGCGUGAACAACAGAACGCUGUGGCUGGAGUACAAGAAGCGCGGCUACCCCGUCUCGCGACCCAGCAUCAAGGCGCGCGUGGUCAAGCAGGAGCCUAACCUGUCGCCCUCGCCCACGCCCUCGACGAAUCAGGGCGAUGACAACACCAACGAGACGCUCAGCAUGCAGAUUCCGCCGCAGGCAGAGACGCCCACGCCCUCGUUGAUGUGCACCCCGCACCACGCGGGCCUCGGAAGCGGACCGGGCAGCCUGCCUGGCGGCGGCAACUCGCACCCGGCCAUCGGCGUGAUGAGCCUGUUCGAUCCGCGCUACAUGGACUCCCCGGGCAACGUGCACUCGAUGACGCGGCAGCGGUACAUCGAGGCAGCCGGUGGCGGAGCGGGUGCGGGAACGGGCGCGGGCACCGGAACGAUCAAUGUCAACCCGACCACCGCCAUGAAUCUGCAGAGUAUUAACUUCAACUCGAUAUAGAAUACGAUUUCGAGCCAGGCGGGGACGGCCACUCUGCUGCAGGCAGCCGCCGUGAUGGCCGCCAGCGAGCCGGCGGAGUCCCUCAGCAUAUCAGCCAUGCCCGUCUCCGUGCCCAUGGGCAUGGCCCACAGCUUCCUAAUCAACAACUUCGCAGUGACGGUGGCCGCGCCGCCGGUGGCCACGGUGAGCAGUUCGGGCCUGCAGUACCUGGACAAGUCGUAGGUCCCGGCGCAGCAGGGCCCUCAAAUCGAUCGAUACAGGUAUUAGAGCAACGGCAGCAAUCUAGUGUACAUAGCGAUAGCGGACCGCUUUCACGGCAGAGUGGCAAUAGGAUAGAGGAGGUCGGCCAAGGACGGAGCAUCGGAUUCCUGCGCUGAGCUGAGCUAAGCAGAGCAGGAGGAUCGGAGAGGAGAAGCGGACGCGGAUGCGGAUGGAGAAUUGAAGGCAGGCCGCACUUGUAAUAAUUUUCUAGGACCUAAUUCCUUAAGCUUAAAGUUUUGAACCCUACAUUUUUACGAUUGUUAACUAAGAAAUCGGUAGUACAGAUCUUCGAUUACAUAUAUAUAUAUAUAUAGCUAUAGUGCGUGUAAAAGUAUAAUGUAAUUGUACAUAAAUUAUACAAUUUUAUUAGUGUUAAUCGCGAACAUCAAAUGAUUUGUAAAGCAACUGCAGCUAAAGUGGUGCUGUGUGCCAGCAGCCGAUCAAACCGCGAGGAAUCCGCUCCUAUUCCACUUUCUGUAAUGCGAACAAGCAAUGGACGAAACCAAAAAUUCUAUCUGUAAUCGUAAUACUAAAUAUUAAGGACACCAUGAGAUUUAUUGGCGAUUUCUGAACACAUUUCCCCACAUCCACAUCCCGGUCCGGUGGUUUGCUAGGCUCUGGCGCAUCAGAAAUAUGUUUUAUUCCUCGAUUCGAAAGAGAUUUAAUUUCUGCACUUGUGUUACAAUAGCAAAUAUCAGUAUGUAGGCAUUAUAUUAAGCUUCUUAUCUGUGUACGGUGAAAGGCAGACGCACUCAUUCGAAGCAUAAAUGUAAUCGAUAGCGAGCUCCCGACGACGAAUGAUCGCGGACGCGUACAAUAGAGUAAGCCGCAAGAUCAGCGGAGGAGCAUGUAAGGGAGCCGGAUAUGUAUGAUAAAUAUGUACCAACCAAUAUACAUGUAUAUAUAUUUAUAUUUGUGAACGUA